This is a messenger RNA of Anopheles marshallii, 15345 nucleotides long. RefSeq names its product ryanodine receptor (gene RyR). NCBI's taxonomy places the organism in Eukaryota, Metazoa, Arthropoda, Insecta, Diptera, Culicidae. Bases 1 to 15345 code for a protein of 5114 amino acids. Gene Ontology annotation, cellular component: Z disc; calcium channel complex; sarcoplasmic reticulum membrane. The transcript is spliced from 29 exons. Gene Ontology annotation, molecular function: ryanodine-sensitive calcium-release channel activity; protein binding. Gene Ontology annotation, biological process: intracellular calcium ion homeostasis; calcium ion transmembrane transport. The record is from RefSeq and is a predicted model, not a curated record.
AUGGCUGAAGCAGAGGGAGGAUCCGAGCAGGAUGAUGUUUCAUUCUUGCGCACGGAAGACAUGGUCUGCCUGUCCUGCACGGCAACCGGUGAGCGCGUGUGUCUGGCGGCCGAAGGUUUCGGCAACCGGCACUGCUUCCUGGAGAACAUCGCAGACAAGAACAUCCCGCCGGACCUAUCGCAGUGCGUGUUCGUAAUAGAGCAGGCGCUGUCGGUGCGUGCACUGCAGGAGCUGGUCACUGCCGCCGGUUCGGAAACCGUAAGUAUGCCCGGCAAAGGUACGGGGUCCGGCCAUAGGACGUUGCUUUACGGCAAUGCUAUUCUGUUGCGUCACAACAACAGUGACAUGUACCUUGCCUGUCUGUCGACUUCGUCCUCCAACGACAAGCUGUCGUUCGACGUCGGUCUGCAGGAGCACAGCCAGGGUGAAGCCUGUUGGUGGACCGUACAUCCAGCCAGCAAGCAACGUUCGGAAGGUGAGAAGGUCCGAGUCGGUGACGAUCUGAUUCUGGUGUCCGUCGCUACCGAGCGUUAUCUGCACACCACCAAGGAAAAUGAUCUGUCGAUCGUAAACGCCAGCUUCCACGUGACGCACUGGAGCGUACAGCCGUACGGAACCGGUAUCUCGCGCAUGAAGUACGUCGGUUACGUUUUCGGUGGCGACGUACUUCGGUUCUUCCACGGCGGUGACGAAUGUCUAACGAUCCCAAGUACCUGGAACUUGGAUCCGGGUCAGAACAUUGUCGUAUACGAGGGUGGCUCUGUGAUGUCACAGGCACGUUCCCUAUGGCGACUGGAGCUAGCCCGUACCAAAUGGGCCGGGGGGUUCAUCAAUUGGUCGCAUCCGAUGCGUAUCCGGCAUUUGACCACCGGCCGGUACCUCGGUGUGAACGAAAACAACGAGCUGAUACUGAUGAGCCGCGACCAGGCCACCACCUCGCAGACCGCCUUUGUCCUCCGUCUCGAAAAGGACGACCAGAAGGUAGUGCUGGAGGACAAGGAUCUGGAAAUCAUCGGUGCACCGAUCAUCAAGUACGGUGACUCGACCGUCAUCAUGCAGCACUACGAAUCGGGCCUAUGGGUCAGCUACAAGAGCUACGAAACGAAGAAGAAGGGCGUCGGUAAGGUGGAGGAGAAGCAAGCCAUCCUCCACGAGGAAGGCAAGAUGGACGAUGGGUUGGACUUUUCGCGCUCGCAGGAAGAGGAGUCACGUACGGCUCGCGUCAUCCGCAAGUGCAGCAGUUUGUUCACCAAGUUUAUUAGUGGCCUUGAAACGUUGCAAGAAAAUCGUCGUCACUCGAUUUUCCUGCAGACGGUCAACCUGGGUGAGAUGGUAAUGUGCCUGGAAGAUUUGAUCAACUAUUUCGCCCAGCCGGAGGACGACAUGGAACACGAGGAGAAGCAGAACCGGCUGCGUGCGUUGCGCAACCGGCAGGACCUGUUCCAGGAGGAGGGCGUGCUCAAUCUGAUCCUCGAAGCGAUCGACAAGAUCAACAUCAUCUCGUCCCAAGGCUUCCUGGCGUCGUUCCUGGCCAGUGACGAGAGCGGCCAGAGCUGGGAUAUGAUCUCCGGCUACCUGUACCAGCUGCUGGCGGCCAUCAUCAAGGGCAACCACACCAACUGUGCCCAGUUUGCCAACUCGAACCGGUUGAACUGGUUGUUCUCGCGACUGGGAUCGCAGGCCUCCAGCGAGGGUUCCGGCAUGCUGGAUGUGUUGCACUGCGUGCUGAUCGAUUCGCCGGAAGCGCUGAACAUGAUGCGAGACGAACACAUCAAGGUGAUCAUUUCGCUGCUGGAGAAGCACGGGCGCGAUCCGAAGGUGUUGGACGUGCUGUGUUCGCUGUGCGUCGGUAACGGUGUUGCGGUACGUUCCUCCCAGAACAACAUCUGUGACUUUCUGCUGCCGGGCAAGAAUUUACUCCUGCAAACCGGGCUGGUCGACCACGUGGCUAGCAUCCGGCCGAACAUCUUUGUCGGGCGCGUGGAAGGAUCCGCCAUCUACCAGAAGUGGUACUUCGAGGUGACGAUGGAUCACAUCGAGCAGAUGACGCACAUGAUGCCCCAUCUGCGCAUCGGGUGGGCCAACACGGCCGGCUACGUGCCGUACCCGGGCGGUGGUGAGAAGUGGGGCGGUAACGGUGUCGGUGACGAUCUGUUCUCGUACGGGUUCGACGGUGUGCACUUUUGGUCUGCCGGCCGGCGCACCUGCGUAGUGCCGCGAGAAGUGACGGAACCCUACAUCAAGAAGGGUGACGUUAUUGGGUGCACGCUGGAUCUGAGCGUUCCGGUGAUUCGGUUCACGUUCAACGGCGAACCGGUGCAGGGUUGCUUCACCGACUUCAACCUGGACGGUAUGUUCUUCCCCGUGAUGAGCUGCUCGUCGAAGCUGAGCUGCCGCUUCCUGUUUGGCGGUGACAAUGGGCGUCUCAAGUUCAGCCCACCGACCGGCUUCUCGCCCCUCGUACAGUGCCUUAUGCCACACCAAAACCUUAGCCUGGAUCCGUGCUUCUACUUCGGCAAUCUGAACAAGAACGUGCUUGCCGGUCCGUGGUUAGUCGAGGACGAUUCCGCCUUCGUGCCGAAACCGGUCGAUACGUCGCCGGUCACGCUACCCUCGUCGGUGGAAACGAUCCGGGACAAGCUGGCGGAAAACAUCCACGAAAUGUGGGCGCUGAACAAGAUCGAGUCCGGCUGGACGUGGGGUGAACGUCGGGACGAUGUGUACCGCAUCCAUCCGUGCCUGACGUCGUUCGAGAAGCUACCGGCGGCGGAAAAACGCUACGAUUGUCAGCUGGCCGUCCAAACGCUCAAGACCAUCCUUGCGCUCGGGUAUUACAUCUCGAUGGAUAAACCACCGGCACGCAUCCGGCCGAUUCGCCUGCCGAACGAUCCGUACAUGCAAGGCAACGGCUAUAAGCCGGCUCCGCUCGAUCUGAGUGCGGCCGUGCUAACGCCCAAGAUGGAAGAGCUGGUCGAUCAGCUCGCCGAAAACACGCACAAUCUGUGGGCGAAGGAACGCAUCCAGCAGGGCUGGACGUAUGGACUGAACGAAGAUUCGGAAAACCUUCGCAGCCCCCAUCUCGUACCAUACUCCAAAGUAGACGAAGCGAUCAAGAAAGCGAACCGCGAUACUGCCUCCGAAACGGUGCGCACUCUGCUCAUCUACGGGUACAAUCUGGACCCACCGACCGGCGAGGCGAACGAAGCCUUGGCCGCGGAAGCACUGCGACAGAAGUUUGCCGCGUACCGGACGUACCGGGUCGAGCGGACGUACGCCGUAACCUCCGGCAAGUGGUACUUUGAGUUUGAAGUUCUCACCGCUGGACCGAUGCGGGUUGGUUGGGCACGAGCUGAUUGUAACCCCGGUACGAUGCUGGGCAGUGACGAUGCUUCCUGGGCAUUCGAUGGAUACAACGCGCGUAAGAUGCAUCUCCAUACGGUCGAAGACUUUGGUAGACGCUAUAAGAUCGGGGACAUCAUCGGUUGCUUCGUAAACGUCCACGAGAAGAGCAUGAGUUUCUCGCUCAACGGUGAGCUGCUGAUGGAUGCCCUCGGUGGUGAGACCACAUUUGCGGAUGUUACCGCACCGGAUGGUGUUGGAUUUGUGCCAGCCUGCACUAUUGGUAUCGGUCAGAAGGCGCGCGUUGUAUAUGGACAGGAUGUGGAUUCGCUGAAGUGGUUCACAACCUGCGGUUUGCAGGAAGGUUACGAACCAUUCUGCGUCAACAUGAAGCGCCCUGUCACUCACUGGUACACGAAGGAUCAGCCGAUCUUCGAGAAUACGGACGAGAUUCCGGAGGGUAAGAUCGAUGUGACGCGUAUCCCGGGCGGUGCGGAUACACCGCCGUGCAUGAAGAUCUCGCACAAUACCUUCGAAACGAUGGAGAAGGCCAACUGGGAAUUUUUGCGUCUAUCACUGCCGGUAACGUGCGCCAAUACCUUCAUUAGUGAGCAGGAGAAGAUGCGCCGCUGGGAAGAGAUACGCAUCCGCCAGCACCGUCUCAUGACGGAGGUGGAUCAUUCGGCACCGGCACACUUUGACCAUAUCAUGCGCAGCGGCUUCACCAUGAACGAUAUCAAGGGUCUGCAUCGUAACUAUUCAGAGGAUGCAGCCGAAGCCGACGAGAUGAUGCGCAACGGACCGAGACGUCCCUCGAGACAUCAGGCUCGCGGAGGACUCAGUCCACCAGGCAUCGAAAUCAACGGCGAGGCUACGAGCGACGGUGAGCUGAACGCGUACUCCGACAACGAGCUGGAGGGUGGCGACGACCGUAAGAAGCGGGGCCGUAGUCCGUUCCGUCUGUUUGGCAAGAAGCGCGAUCAGAGCAAGGACAAGCUGAAGGAUCGUCGCACACCGGAGCCGGAACCGCGCAAGAGCAACCUGAAGGUGACGCAGCGUGGCCAACCUACGCGUAUGUCGAACAGCGAUCUACGCUCCCAACAACCGAUGGCACCCGAACGCAAGGGUAUGGGAAGUCCACAGGUGGAGUCGUUCGGUAACGAGGUGUACGAUGCGGAAUGUUUGCGCCUGAUCAACGAGUACUUCUACGGAGUGCGCAUUUUCCCCGGUCAGGAUCCGACGCACGUAUAUGUGGGCUGGGUGACGACACAGUACCAUGUGCACAGCAAGGAAUUUGGCCAGAACAAGGUGCGCCAUGCUGCGAUCUACGUGGAGGACGAGAAUGAGAAAACUAUCGAAAUCGUGAAUCGUCAGUCAUGCUACAUGGUGCGUGCCGACGAACUGUUCAACGAAGUGACGCAGGACUCUUCCGGCAAGGGUGCCUCACAGGGCAUGUUUGUGGGAUGCUUCGUCGAUACCGCUACCGGUACGAUCCGGUUUACCUGCGAAGGCAAGGAAACUUCUCACGUGUUCCUGAUGGAACCGGACACCAAACUCUUCCCGGCCAUCUUCGUCGAGGCGACCAGCAAGGAAAUUCUUCAGAUCGAGCUGGGCCGCACACCAACAACGCUCCCCUUGUCGGCAGCCGUACUGCCUACCAGCGAUAAGCACAUCAACCCACAGUUCCCACCGAGGCUGAAGGUGCAGUGCCUGAAGCCGCACCAGUGGGCACGCGUCCCCAACACGGCCCUGCAGGUGCACGCCCUGAAGCUGUCGGACAUCCGCGGUUGGUCAAUGCUGUGCGAAGAUCCGGUAUCGAUGCUGGCACUGCACAUCCCCGAGGAGGACCGCUGUAUCGAUAUUCUCGAGCUGAUCGAGAUCGAUCGACUGCUGCAGUUCCAUGCGCAUACGCUAACGCUCUAUUCGGCGCUUUGCUACCAAUCGAACUACCGUGCCGCACAUGCGCUUUGCUCGCACGUCGAUCAGAAGCAGCUACUGUACGCGAUCCAAUCGGAGUAUAUGAGCGGUCCGCUGCGUCUCGGGUUUUACGAUCUGCUGAUUUCACUGCACUUGGAAUCGCACGCCACCACAAUGGAGGUUUGUAAGAAUGAGUACAUCAUUCCGCUUGGAUCGGACCUGAGGGAGCUUUACAUCGAUCCCGAAAUGUGCCACUCGUUGCGUUCGCUUCAAACGCUCUCCGUGCGACCGGAAAUGAACAUGACCGAAAUAGCACCCACACCCUCACAAUCGAAUAUGCCGACAAUAGUAGCACCAGAUUCUUCCAGUGAACCCAUACCGGCAAUUGACUCGUUAUAUUCGCCAAGAUUCCCACUCGAAGUGGUGAGGGAGUUUGUGAUGAGCGCACUGCAGGAGGCGGUACAGAUCAAUCAGGUACACAACCGCGAUCCUAUCGGUGGAUCGAACGAGAAUCUGUUCCUGCCCCUGAUCAAGCUGAUCGAUCGCUUACUGCUGGUCGGUGUCAUUACGAACGAAGACGUCGAGAAGCUGCUGAUCAUGAUCGAUCCCGAAACGUGGGAUCCAUUGUUCGAGAAGGAAGGUAAGGAUGAACAUCGGAAGGGAUUGUUGACGAUGAAGAUGGCCGAGGGUGCGAAGCUGCAAAUGUGCUACCUGUUGCACCAUCUGUACGAUGUGCAGUUGCGACAUCGCGUCGAAAGCAUUAUCGCAUUCGCUUUCAACUACGUUGGCGAUUUGCAGCAGGAUCAGUUACGCAGAUAUAUCGAGAUCAAACAGUCCGAUCUGCCGAGUGCCGUCGCGGCUAAGAAGACGCGUGAAUUCCGUUGUCCACCACGCGAACAGAUGAACGCCAUCCUGGGGUACAAAAAUCUCGAGGAAGAAGACCUGGAGAAUGCCUCGUGUGGUCCGGAUCUACGCAACAAGCUGAUCGAGUUCCACGAGAAGCUGAUGGGCAAGGUGUCGCUUAAUGCUCUGCAGGAACCGGAAGAACCGGAAGCGGACAAGCUUGAAGAGGGUAAACCGGGAGCGCUGAAGAAGCUGUACAACUUCAUCAACGCCGUAAAGGAACUGGAAGAAGAUCCCAAAGAACCGGAGGAAGAGGAAAAGAAAACGCCGGAAGAAGUGUUCCGCAAGGUGCUGAUUAAGCAGCUCGUAUCUUGGGCGGAGGAAUCCCAGAUCGAGAAUCCGAAGCUCGUGCGCGAGAUGUUUGGACUGCUUGUGCGCCAGUACGAUACGAUCGGUGAGCUGAUCAAGGCUCUCAACAAGACGUACGUCAUUAACUCCAAAACGAAGGGUGAUGUGGCGAACAUGUGGAUCGGCCUGAGUCAAAUUCGUGCCUUGCUUCCGGUGCAGAUGAGCCAGGAAGAGGAGGAACUGAUGCGCAAGCGGCUCUGGAAGCUGGUCAACAAUCACACCUUCUUCCAGCAUCCAGAUUUGAUUCGUAUUUUGCGCGUGCACGAGAACGUUAUGGCGGUCAUGAUGAACACGCUUGGACGUCGUGCCCAGGCACAGAGUGACGCCCCGGUACAGACGGCCGAAGGCGAAGAGUCCGCACCGAAGGAGAAGGAUACCUCGCAUCAAAUGGUGGUCGCUUGCUGUCGCUUCUUGUGUUACUUCUGCCGAACGGGUCGCCAGAAUCAGAAGGCCAUGUUUGAUCAUUUCGACUUCCUGUUGGAGAACUCCAACAUUCUUCUGUCGCGUCCAAGUCUACGCGGCUCGACGCCGCUGGACGUGGCGUACUCCAGCUUGAUGGAAAACACGGAGCUAGCGCUGGCCUUGCGUGAGCACUAUCUGGAGAAGAUUGCCAUUUACCUGUCUCGUUGCGGACUUCAGAGCAACUCCGAGCUGAUCGAACGUGGCUAUCCCGAUCUCGGCUGGGACCCAGUGGAAGGUGAACGUUAUCUCGACUUCUUGCGCUUCUGUGUUUGGGUGAAUGGAGAAAGUGUCGAGGAAAAUGCUAACCUCGUUAUUCGUUUGCUCAUCCGUCGACCGGAGUGUCUCGGACCGGCGCUGCGUGGUGAAGGCGAGGGUCUUCUCAAGGCCAUCAUUGAUGCCAACAAAAUGUCCGAACGCAUCACGGAACGUCGAAAGAUGCAGGACGAAGCAGAGGGUACGAUCGCGGGUUUGAACUUCGCCCAUCCACUUCCCGAGGGAGAUGAUGAUGAGGAUUACAUUGACACCGGAGCUGCCAUUCUGUGCUUCUACUGUACGCUGGUCGAUUUGCUGGGCCGAUGUGCUCCGGAUGCUGCGGUCAUCGAGCAGGGCAAGAAUGAGUCACUGCGUGCGCGUGCCAUUUUACGAUCGCUUGUGCCGCUGGAAGAUCUGCAGGGUGUGCUCAGCCUGAAGUUCACACUGACCAAUCCAGCGAUGGGCGAGGAUAGACCCAAGUCCGAUAUGCCAUCUGGACUGGUGCCCGGUCACAAGCAGAGCAUCGUCCUGUUCCUGGAGCGUGUCUAUGGAAUUGAAACGCAGGAGCUGUUUUACCGCUUGCUGGAGGACGCUUUCUUGCCCGAUCUGCGGGCGGCCACGAUGUUGGAUCGUAGCGAUGGGUCGGAAAGUGAUAUGGCGCUGUCGAUGAAUCGGUACAUAGGCAACUCGAUUUUGCCGUUGCUUAUCAAGCACUCCAAGUUCUACAAUGAGGCUGAAAACUAUGCCAGCUUGCUGGAUGCCACGCUGCACACGGUUUACCGUAUGUCCAAGAAUCGUAUGCUCACCAAGGGCCAGCGUGAAGCUGUUUCCGAUUUCUUGGUCGCGCUUACGUCGGCAAUGCAUCCGGCUAUGUUGCUGAAGCUACUGCGCAAGCUUACCAUCGACGUGUCGAAGCUGUCCGAAUAUACGACCGUUGCUCUGCGACUGCUAACCCUGCACUACGAGCGUUGCGCCAAGUACUACGGUACUACCGGCGGCGGUCAAGCCUCACAGUUCGGAGCAUCUUCGGACGAAGAGAAGCGUCUGACGAUGUUGCUGUUCUCGAACAUCUUCGAUUCGCUCAGCAACAUGGACUACGAUCCGGAACUGUUCGGUAAAGCGUUACCGUGUCUGAUUGCCAUCGGUUGCGCCCUGCCGCCGGACUACAGCUUGUCCAAGAACUCGGACGACGAUCUGUACGGCAAGCCAACGGGCGGUGGUCCCGAUCAACCGCACUAUAACCCACAACCGAUCGAUACGACCGCGGUACAGCUUACGAACGAUCUCAACCAGAUCGUGCAGAAGUUCAGCGAGCAUUAUCAUGACGCGUGGGCUAGCCGUAAGCUGGAGAACGGAUGGACCUACGGUGAUCAGUGGUCGGAUGUGAACAAAACUCAUCCACGCUUGAAGCCGUACAACACGCUCAGCGAAUACGAACGCGAACGCUAUCGCGAACCUGUACGCGAAAGCUUAAAGGCACUGCUGGCGUUGCACUGGAGAAUUGAACAUUCGGAGGGUGAUGUCCCGCUGUCUAACCGUGGCUCGAUGCGCCGCCAAUCGAAACCCAAUCUUGUAAGUACCCAGUUUAAAGUCAAUACUGGUUCACCGUUCAACUACAAUCCACACCCGGUGGAUAUGACCAAUCUGACGCUGAGCAGAGAAAUGCAAAACAUGGCGGAACGGUUGGCCGAAAACUCGCACGAUAUCUGGGCGAAGAAGAAGAACGAAGAGCUCAACCAGUGCGGCGGUGCCAUACAUGCCCAGCUAGUGCCGUACGAUCUGCUCACGGACAAGGAGAAGCGCAAGGAUCGCGAGCGUUCGCAGGAGUUCCUUAAGUACCUCCAGUACCAGGGACUCAAGCUGCACAAGCCAUCGCGUGGACAAACGGAGGAACCGGGCAUGAGUACUGCUGCGAUCGAGCUGCGCUUUGCCUACUCGCUGCUGGAGAAGCUGAUCUCCUACAGCGAUCGUGCUACGAUCAACAUGAAGCUGCUGAAACCAUCGUCCACGUUCAGUCGUCGCACGUCCUUCAAGACCUGCUCGCGCGACAUUAAGUUCUUCUCGAAGGUGGUACUGCCACUGAUGGAGAAAUACUUCUCCACCAAUCGCAACUACUUCAUUGCGAUCGCUACCGCCACAAACAACGUUGGUGCGGCCUCGCUGAAGGAGAAGGAAAUGGUGGCCGCACUGUUCUGUAAGCUGGCCAGUCUGCUGCGUUACCGGUUGGCUGCGUUCGGUGCCGAUGUUCGCAUCACCGUACGCUGUCUGCAGGUGCUGGUGAAGAGUAUCGACGCCAAGUCGCUCGUCAAGAACUGUCCCGAGUUUAUUCGCACCUCGAUGUUGACGUUCUUCAACAACACUGCCGACGAUCUCGGACAGACGAUCGUCAACCUGACGGAGGGCAAAUACGAUCGUUUGCGUGGAACGCAUCUGAAGACUUCCACUUCGUUGGCGUACGUGAAUCAAGUGAUUCUUCCAGUGCUGACGUCCCUGUUUGAUCAUUUGGCUGCAUGUGACUAUGGAAGCGAUUUGUUGUUGGACGAAAUCCAGGUGGCUUCGUACAAGAUCCUAUCGGCUCUUUAUACUCUCGGUACCGACAUGUCAUUAACGCGGGACCGUAAAUAUCUCAAGACCGAGCUGGAACGCCACAAGCCGGCGCUUGGAUCCUGUCUGGGCGCAUUCAGUUCCUGUUUCCCGGUGGCGUUCCUCGAACCGCACGCCAACAAACAUAAUCCAUUCUCGCUCCUGAACCGCAUUGCCGAUACCUCGCUGGAAGCGCAAGACAUUAUGAGCAAAAUGGAGUGCUGCAUGCCAACGCUAGAAUCGAUCCUGUCCGAGGUCGAUCAGUUUGUCGAGUCGGAAAAGACCUACCAGGAAGCGCAGCACAUCAUUGACGUUAUUCUGCCACUGCUCUGCUCGUACCUGCCGUUCUGGUGGAACCAGGGCCCGGACAACGUGAGCCCGCAGUCGGGCAAUCACGUCACGAUGGUUACGGCCGAUCACAUGAACCAUCUGCUGAAGAACGUGCUCAAGAUGAUCCGUAAAAAUAUUGCCAACGAAAAUGCACCGUGGAUGACGCGCAUCGCCACGUACACACAGCAGAUCAUCAUAAACAGCUCGGAGGAGCUGCUCAAGGAUGUCUUCCUACCGUUGGCCGAGCGGGUGAAGAAACGUUGCGACAGCAUGUUCCACAAGGAGGAAAGCUUGCGUGGUUUCCUCAAGUCUUCCACCGAUGAUACCUCCCAGAUUGAAGCCCAAAUCCAGGAGGACUGGCAACUGCUGGUCCGCGAUAUCUACUCGUUCUACCCGCUGCUGAUCAAGUACGUCGAUCUGCAGCGUAACCAUUGGCUCAAGGACAAUGUGUCCGAGGCGGAAGAGCUGUACAACUACGUGGCGGAGAUAUUUAACGUAUGGUCCAAGAGCCAGUACUUCCUGAAGGAAGAGCAAAACUUCAUCUCGGCCAAUGAGAUCGACAAUAUGGCACUGAUUAUGCCAACGGCCACUCGCCGCUCGGCAGCCGUGUCGGGUGAUAUGCCGGCGGCCGGUGGCAAGGUGAAGAAGAAGAAGCGUAGCCGUGACAAGAAGCGCGACAAGGAUAAGGAAAUUCAGUCCAGCUUGAUGGUGGCCUGUCUGAAGCGUCUGCUUCCGGUUGGUUUGAAUCUGUUCGCCGGUAAGGAACAGGAGCUGGUGCAGCAUUGCAAGGAUCGCUAUCUUAAGAAAAUGCCCGAGUACGAGGUGAUCGAGUUUGCCCGUACGCAGCUCACACUGCCAGACAAACUCGACCCUGCGGAUGAAAUGUCCUGGCAGCACUACCUGUACUCGAAGCUCGGCAAAAAGGAACAGAUUGUGCAGGAUGCGCUGGAAAAAACGGACAAGAAGCCGGAAAACAAAAUCGAAGACACGGUCGAGCGUAUCGUCGCUAUGGCGAAGGUUCUCUAUGGACUGCACAUGGCAUGCCGACCUAGAGCAAAAGGUCUUAAUUGGACACACGUUUUAUCACAAGCACGACGCAAAAUGGCUGUUGCAUGUCUAAGAGCAAAACCAAUGUAUAGAUUGAGCAGACAUCGUGCCUGCAACAUUUUCGCUCGGAGCUACUCGGAACUGUGGCUAGAGGAUGAAAACGUGGGCCAAGAGGUGAUGAUUGAGGAUCUCACUCAAACAUUUGAGGAUGCAGAAAAGAAGAAGAAGGACGAAGAAGAGGAAGAAGGCAAACCGGACCCACUGACGCAGCUCGUUACUACGUUCUGUCGCGGUGCGAUGACCGAACGCAGCGGUGCCCUCCAGGAAGAUCCACUCUACAUGUCCUAUGCUAGCAUUGUCGCACGAUCCUGCGGUGAAGAAGAGGAGGAAGGUGGCGACGAGGAGGAAGGAGCCGGAGAAGAUGAGGGCGGCGCUAGUAUACACGAACAAGAAAUGGAAAAGCAGAAGCUUCUGUUCCACCAGGCACGUCUCGCUAACCGUGGCGUUGCCGAGAUGGUACUGUUGCACAUCUCCGCCUCCAAGGGUGUCCCGUCGGAGAUGGUGAUGCGCACGCUGGAGCUUGGAAUUGCAGUGCUGCGUGGCGGUAACAUCGACAUCCAGAUGGGAAUGUUGAACCACCUGAAGGAAAAGAAGGAUGUCGGAUUCUUCACCUCCAUUGCGGGGCUGAUGAAUUCCUGCAGCGUGCUCGACUUGGACGCGUUCGAGCGUAACACGAAGGCGGAAGGUCUGGGCGUUGGGUCGGAAGGUGCCGCCGGUGAGAAGAAUAUGCACGAUGCCGAAUUUACCUGCGCACUGUUCCGCUUCAUACAGCUAACCUGCGAGGGCCACAAUCUCGACUGGCAGAACUAUCUCCGUACGCAGGCGGGCAACACGACCACGGUGAAUGUCGUCAUCUGCACCGUCGAUUACCUGCUGCGACUGCAGGAAUCGAUUAUGGACUUUUACUGGCACUACUCCAGCAAGGAGCUGAUCGAUCCGGCCGGUAAGGCUAACUUCUUCAAGGCAAUCGGUGUCGCGAGCCAGGUGUUCAACACGCUCACUGAGGUCAUCCAGGGUCCGUGUACGCAGAACCAGCAGGCACUGGCGCACUCGCGUCUGUGGGAUGCGGUCGGUGGUUUCCUGUUCCUGUUCUCGCACAUGCAGGACAAGCUGUCGAAACACUCGAGCCAGGUGGAUCUGCUGAAGGAGCUGCUCAAUCUGCAGAAGGACAUGAUCACCAUGAUGCUGUCCAUGCUUGAGGGUAACGUCGUGAACGGUACCAUCGGUAAGCAGAUGGUGGACACACUGGUCGAGUCGGCAUCGAACGUCGAGCUGAUUCUGAAGUACUUCGACAUGUUCCUGAAGCUGAAGGAUCUCACCUCUACGCCGAGCUUCAUGGAGAUCGAUGCGAACGGUGACGGUUGGAUCUUGCCGAAGGACUUCCGCGAAAAGAUGGAACAGCAGAAGAGCUACACACCGGAAGAGAUUGACUUCCUGCUCGCUUGUUGCGAAACGAACCACGACGGCAAGAUCGAUUACAUUGGUUUCGUCGAUCGGUUCCACGAACCGGCCAAGGAGAUCGGUUUCAACUUGGCCGUCCUGUUGACGAAUCUUUCCGAGCACAUGCCGAACGAGCCCCGUUUGGCACGGUUCCUCGAAACGGCCGGCUCGGUGCUGAACUAUUUCGAGUCGUUCCUGGGCCGCAUUGAGAUUAUGGGCUCGUCCAAGCGCAUCGAGCGGGUGUACUUCGAGAUCAAGGAAGCGAACAUUGAACAGUGGGAGAAGCCACAGAUUAAGGAAUCGAAGCGUGCCUUCUUCUACUCGAUCGUCACGGAGGGUGGCGACAAGGAGAAGCUCGAGGCGUUCGUCAACUUCUGCGAGGAUGCCAUCUUUGAAAUGACGCAUGCGUCCGGUUUGAUGGCGAGCGAUGACGAUGGUGGCACGGUGCGUCGCGAUCAGUCCUUCACGUACAUCAGCGAGGAGGAGGAGGAGCGUGCGGCACGCGAUCCGAUCAAGCGCACCAUACAGGCCGUCAAGGACGGUCUGUCCUACUCGGUGUACAUGAUCAGCCCGUCCAACAUCAAGCACCAGAUUACCGUACUGCAGUCGAAAUCAUUCCCCGAGAUUAUAGUCGGAUUCUUCAAGAUGAUCUUCUACUCGUUCUACUACUCUGCCUUCGGCGUGUCGGUUGUGAUUAAGUACUUGAUCAACAUCCUGAUGUCGUUGAUGCGUGGCCCGGCCCAGGAAGCGGAAGAACCGAUGCCGGAGGCGGAACCAUCGCUGCAUGCGUUGCCACCACUGCCACUGGAAGAACCCCCGGGUACGGUGCAGGCAUUCGGGUUGGACAUCAGCAAGGAAGAGAAUGGACAGUACCGCAUGGCACCGCACGAAUCGCCCGCCCUCAGCCCAUCGUCGUCGAUUGAGGAAACGGGCGAAAGCAGCCCGGAGGAUGGUGCCGCCGAGCUGACCGGGGAAGGUGUGCCACCGGGUGAGCAGAUGACGCUGGUCGAUCUGCUUGGUGGUGAGGCCGCUAAGCGUGCCGCCCAGGAGCGUACCGAAGCGCAGAAGGCCCAGGAGGCAACGCUGGCAAGCAUUGAGGCGGAAUCGAAGAAGGCGUCGAGCGAAACGAAAGAACCGGCUGCGGUCCACCAGAUCGAUUUCUCCAAGUACACGAAGAAGUGUGUCAGCUAUCUGGCGCGUAACUUCUACAACCUCAAGUACGUCGCACUGGUGCUGGCGUUCUGCAUCAACUUUAUGCUGCUGUUCUACAAGGUGACGACGUUCGGCGAUGAGGAGGAGGGCGAAGGUUCGGGCGAAAGUUUGAUGGGACUUGGAUCCGGUAUUGGUUCGGGACUGGGCAUUUUGGAAACGGGCUCCGGUGGCGGCGAGGGUGGCAGUGGCGAUGGCGAAGGCGAAGAGGAAGACCCGCUGGAAAAGGUCGAAGUGGACGAAGAUUUCUUCUACAUGGAGCAUGUGCUACGGGUCGCCGCCAUCUUGCACAGCUUGGUGUCGCUGUGCAUGCUGAUCGCUUACUACCAUCUGAAGGUACCGUUGGCCAUCUUCAAGCGUGAGAAGGAAAUUGCCCGUCGGCUAGAGUUUGACGGUCUGUUCAUUGCCGAACAGCCGGAAGACGAUGAUAUCAAAUCGCACUGGGACAAGCUGGUGAUAUCGGCCAAAACGUUCCCGGUGAACUAUUGGGACAAGUUCGUGAAGAAGAAGGUCCGCCAGAAGUACAGCGAGACGUACGAUUUCGACUCGAUCUCGAAUCUGCUGGGCAUGGAAAAGACAGCGUUUGCCGCGCAGGAAGCGAACGAGGGCGGUGGGUUCUUCCACUUUAUCGCAAACAUUGACUGGCGCUAUCAGAUCUGGAAGGCGGGCGUUACGAUCACGGACAACUCGUUCCUGUACUCGCUCUGGUACUUCUCCUUCAGCGUGAUGGGUAACUUCAAUCAGUUCUUCUUCGCCGCCCAUCUGCUCGAUGUGGCGGUUGGCUUUAAGACGCUGCGCACGAUCCUGCAGUCGGUAACGCACAACGGCAAGCAGCUGGUGUUGACGGUGAUGCUGCUCACGAUCAUCGUGUACAUCUACACGGUCAUUGCGUUCAACUUCUUCCGGAAGUUCUACGUGCAGGAGGACGAUGACGGUGAGGAGGGUGACCGCAAGUGUCACGACAUGGCAACCUGCUUCGUGUUCCAUCUGUACAAGGGUGUACGGGCGGGUGGUGGUAUUGGUGACGAGAUCGGCGAUCCGGACGGUGACGAGUACGAGGUGUACCGCAUUCUGUUCGACAUCACGUUCUUCUUCUUCGUCAUCGUUAUCCUGCUGGCCAUCAUCCAGGGUUUGAUCAUUGACGCUUUCGGUGAGCUUCGUGAUCAGCUGGAAUCGGUCAAGGAGGACAUGGAGUCCAACUGCUUCAUCUGUGGUAUAGGCAAGGACUACUUCGAUAAGGUACCGCACGGGUUCGAUACGCACGUGGCCCAGGAGCACAACCUGGCCAACUACAUGUUCUUCCUGAUGCAUUUAAUCAACAAACCGGACACGGAGUACACCGGCCAGGAGACGUACGUGUGGAACAUGUACCAGCAACGCUGCUGGGACUUCUUCCCGGUCGGUGACUGCUUCAGAAAGCAGUACGAGGACGAACUGGGUGGCGGUGGUAGCUAA